Molecule: messenger RNA, 683 nt
Organism: Effrenium voratum
Lineage: Eukaryota; Dinophyceae; Suessiales; Symbiodiniaceae
Source: the annotation of a GenBank genome assembly
GCUCAAGCUGCCUGCCUCCUUCACGGCACUUGGUCUCCCAGUAGCUGAACUUGAGUGCAUCAUGGCGCGCUCUCCUCUCGUCCUGUGCCUGGUGGCUGCGGCAGUGAUGCUUGUCGCCCCCCGCGCCUUUGUGUCAUCCCCCAAGAGCCAGAAUGCGGCCGCCUUGACUGCGGGCGUGGCUGCGGGAUCCAUGGUCAUGCCGGCAUGGGCCUAUGACCAGCAGAUGAUGGACGCGCAGCUCUUGUUGGCACGUGUGCCGGGUGGAAAGCGAACCAAGGAGCUGGGCCUUGUGGUGCCCAUCCCGGAGGAGGAUGGCUUGACCGAUGGCCAGAUCGCAGCCCUGUUCGUGGUGGCUUUGGUGGUGCUGAUUGCUGCCGUUGACUUGGCCAGGAGCCUGUACUUCGGCCUCCAGCCCAACAAGUUCAAGACGGCCAAGGGCAAGGGCUCCAUCACCCCGUUCAUGAAGCGCCUCAUCGAGAACGGCUUCUGAGAACCAGGAAGCCUGUUGUCUUUUUUGAUCUGCUCAUGCAGCUGUUUCAUCACAAGCACGUGGUCUUGUGAAGGAGCAAGAAGACUUGGCAAAUCUCAUCCCGUCCGAGAACAUUGACCUAGAAGCACCAAGCACAAGUCUCACAGAAGAAGCAAGAAGCUAAUAGAUGUGUUUGUGUGUUGUGUCGCCGGCA